CCGCCGGGCGUCACCUGACCAGUGUUUGUUUACAUAAUGGAGCCCUCGGACCAAGUGGGUCUCCUGGACCUUCCUGACGAGCUGCUCCUGAAAAUCGUAUCCUGCAGGGUCAUCACGGUGCAGGAUUUGGGCAGAGGGGCAGCUACUUGCACAAGAUUGAGGAAUGUCAUUGCAACACAGGAUUUAUGGAGAAAGAAAAUCGAGCAGUACUACCCCAAAGUGUGGGACCAGCUGCCAAGCAAUGCGGGAAUCCAAGACUGGAGACAAGAGGUGCAGAUUAUGAAGCAGCUGGAGGUAGACGUGCACAAGUUGGUGUCGAGCCUUAGCCUGCGUCUCUACCAACACCUGCACCUCACCACUCCAGUCUAUGCAGAGAUCGAUGCCUUGGUCUCAUCAGGCACUUACACCCCAAUUUAUAUAAUAAACAUUUUGAGACAGAUUGUUGACGAUGGAGAACAGCAUCCAACGAAGCCUGUUGAGCCAGAGGUUAGACAGCAGCCAGUGCCAGCUGUGCAACCAAGGCCAAACUGGCAGAGAGUAUUACCUGCAAAUGAUAAAAGUUCCCACUCCAGAAGGCCAGUAUAUGACAACAUGACAAACAAAUACUAUGCUCUAAGAGUCAUGAGUCAUGUGCAUCAAGGAGCCUGCAGGCGCGAGUGGGAGGAGUUUGUUGCCCGUCCGUCAGCUGAGCAAAGCCUUGAAGUUGGUGCAAUCCUGAUGGCUCGCUGGUUCCAACCUCACGCUGACAUUAGCAUAAAACAGAUGACCAAUGUGAUUGAUGAUAUAGCUGAUCAGUGUCGCGAACAGCUUCGAAUUAACCACCCUGAUCAUCCAGCCCUCUCUGUGCCCUUAACACCUCACAGAGAAGUCUUAACGGAAUCACGCUGGUCUCAUGAGAAGACAAUGCAGCUGUUUAAGUGUAUUAAUCACAUCCUUUAUUAUCAAAUGAAAAUGACUGGUAACAGUGAAGAUUACUAUAAUCUCAAGAAUUCAUUGAUAAAUGAAGUUCUCACUUCCAAGAAAGGUAUACCAAUCUCACUAAGCAUUAUAUAUAUGGCUGUAUGCCACCGCCUCGGCAUAUUGCUUGAACCUGUAAACUACCCAUCACACUUUGUGAUGAAAUGGAAGAUUCCCAGUGUAGAUGAUUAUGAAUACAUAGAUGCAUUCAACAAAGGAAGACGGCUAACAGGACGAGAAUUGUUAAAGGAACUCCCUCUUGGAUCUGUCUGCGACCAAGUACUUCUUAUAACCUCUGAUGCAAUGUCAGUCUUCAACGUAUGA
This is a messenger RNA of Penaeus vannamei (Pacific white shrimp), 1281 nucleotides long. The record is from RefSeq and is a predicted model, not a curated record. Lineage: Eukaryota; Metazoa; Arthropoda; Malacostraca; Decapoda; Penaeidae.